AUGGUCCCACCGAUGCACUGGCCCCCGCGGGCGCCCGCCUCCUGCCCCGGCUGCUCAAGGCCCCCGCGCGCCAACCACUGGGCCGGCCUUGUUUGUCCAGUCUCCGGGCCCCGACUGCGGCGCUUUCCCGGCCUGGCAGAUCUGCCCGGCUUCCGUUCUGGAGGCCAGAGCCUGGCCAGCCCCGAGGGAAACGCCUCUCACCUUCGGCAGAUGACCUCCGGGGCAGCAGGGCACAUCAUUCUUAGGAAAGGACGAGCAGAGCGGGCCCACAGCAAGAUCCACUUGUGGCUGUCCCCUAGGAGACGGCGCGAGUCCCAGAAUCCGGGAGCCCGUGGGCAGGCUCCCUUCCAGCCUCUCCAUGCCCUCAUCCAGAGCUUCCUUUCACAGUCUGCCCCUGGGCAGCCUCCCUCCUUCUCAAGGAACUCGGCGUUUGGCUCAUCGUCUGCCCCUGCCCUGCUCCGCCUUCACUCCCCCCAAGUCCUGCCCACAGGGACAGACUCUCGCGGUCCCCAUCACCCCAACCCCGGGUCCCAGACUCGGAAAUCCUUCCCUCGGAUCCCAACUGCCGUCCUUCCUUCUUUCCUCUUACUCUUCCCCAACCCUCCCGUCCGUCCCUCCCGGCCUCCUUCCCGUCCGUCCCCCUGGCCUCCAGACUCACUGACCUUCCCGUCCGUCCCCCCGGCCUCCGGACUUGCCGACCCUCCCGUCCGUCCCCCCGGCCUCCGGACUCGCCGACCCUCCUGUCCAUCCCCCCGGCCUCCUUCCCGUCCGUCCCCCGGCCUCCGGACUCGCCGACCCUCCCGUCCGUCCCCCGGCCUCCUUCCCGUCCGUCCCCCCGGCCUCCGGACUCGCCGACCCUCCCGUCCGUCCCCCGGCCUCCUUCCCGUCCGUCCCCCGGCCUCCGGACUUACCGACCCUCCCGUCCGUCCCCCGGCCUCCGGACUCGCCGACCCUCCUGUCCGUCCCCCCCGGCCUCCUUCCCGUCCGUCCCCCGGCCUCCGGACUCGCCGACCCUCCCAUCUGUCCCUCAAUAACCCAUCACUUAACCUGCCCCCUUCACAGACCCACUGGUGA
Messenger RNA from Antechinus flavipes (yellow-footed antechinus), 1074 nucleotides. RefSeq names its product mucin-1-like. Bases 1 to 1074 code for a protein of 357 amino acids. The record is from RefSeq and is a predicted model, not a curated record. The transcript has 3 exons. Lineage: Eukaryota; Metazoa; Chordata; Mammalia; Dasyuromorphia; Dasyuridae.